Messenger RNA from Linnemannia hyalina, 324 nucleotides. NCBI's taxonomy places the organism in Eukaryota, Fungi, Mortierellomycota, Mortierellomycetes, Mortierellales, Mortierellaceae. The record is from the annotation of a GenBank genome assembly.
AUGUCUCGUCUUUACGCCAAAGGUCGUGUUCUUGGAUUCAAGCGUGCCAAGCGCAACCAGCGCCCCGAUAUCUCGCUCGUCCAGAUCGAGGGUGUGAAGACUCUUGCCGAUACCGAGUUCUACCUCGGCAAGCGUGUCGCUUUCGUCUACCGCGCCAAGCGUGAGGUCAACGGUUCCAAGAUCCGCUGCAUCUGGGGACGCAUCACCCGUGCCCACGGUGGUUCCGGCGCCGUCAAGGCCCGUUUCCGCAACAACUUGCCCGCCAAGUCGUUCGGUGCCUCCGUCCGCGUCGUAAGUUCCUUGUCUUUUCUUUUUUUUUCUUAG